Messenger RNA from Diaporthe amygdali, 960 nucleotides. RefSeq lists its product as uncharacterized. The transcript is spliced from 7 exons. The record is from RefSeq and is a predicted model, not a curated record. Bases 1 to 960 code for a protein of 319 amino acids. Lineage: Eukaryota; Fungi; Ascomycota; Sordariomycetes; Diaporthales; Diaporthaceae.
AUGACCAUUCUCCCAUACCGCACCCACCGCGAGGGCGGUUACGGAUUCCGCCCAGCGCACGAAUACACCAUCAUGUUCAAGCUUGCUGGAGGGGACUACUACCACAUGCCUGCGACCAAAGUCCAGCAAAUCUGCCCGGGGCUUCAGGGAAUGAUUGAGCAGGCCGUUCAGGACGGAACGGCGAUGACGGAUGUCUUCGAGAUCCCCCGUCUGUUGGAGCAGGAGUGGAAGGACUGGUGGACCAUCAAUGACUACAUCGUCCAAGGCAGCGAGCUCACCACAUACGAGCCCCUCUCCUCCUUCCUGACCGACGCGCAGAUCCACAUCCUCGCGACGCACUACGCCGUCCCCGCCGGUAUAGCAGCCGCUGCCGCCGAGAUCCAGCAGCGCGCCGCCGACAUCCUCGUUUGCCUGGUCGACACGACCUGCCUGUUUGACGAGCACGAGGCCCGCGCCCACCUCGAGUCGCUCGUGGCGGCCACCAAGCUCGCGUUCGAGCCUGGCAGCAGCAGCAAGGGCCGGGCUGGGCUCCGCACCGUGGUGGCUGCGGCGUGUGCGACGCUGUGCCCGGUGCUGGAGCACUUCCCUGCGUUCCGGGCGGCUGCGAUGAGUCACGAGGGGGUUGCGGAGCUGUGGGAUGGCCUGGAGGCGGAGAGAUGUGCUGCUGUUGGUCAGCUUGGUCUUGAGGUGAAAGAGAGGAUCAGCUGGGUUGUUGAGGGCUGUGACCACCCUCAAGUAGAUGGCUCAUUAGGCAACUUGCCGCAGCCACACACCAUACCUUUCUCAGCCCAAACAGGCAAGCAGCUCGAAGACAACUGUCCAAAACAGCAAAGCCCAACAAGCCGUGACUCGGGCCGGACCAGAAUAGAAAGAAACCUGAGAGCCGUCGUGAAUACUCGGCCGAGACAGGACGCCUGGCCCGCGGAGAUUGAAGACGGCCUCCGCAGCCUGUCAACAUGA